AUGCAGUCCGUCCGUCGGACCGUUCAACUGCGGCCUUUCCUCCAUGCUCCCAAGGUCGCCCUUCGUUCUAACGUUACCCCGAUCCUCUCACAACAACGGAGAAACGCUCGUGGAUAUGCGACUGAGGUGCAAGCGGCCCCCGAGAUUGAUUUUGCAAAGUUCUAUACCCAACCCGCCCGGAUUGUUCCUGCAUCACCCGCCUACUUCUCCGGCAGCCCCAAAUUCAUCGACCACCUGCUGAACCUGGAGACUACCCUAGCAAAAUGGGCUUCAUUACCGACUGUUGCUCCUAGUGAGGCUCCUCGUAUGGCCUGGUUCAAACUGACACAAUUCCGCGACUUUGUCGGCGAACCUGUACCGACGAAGAAAUACAAAAACCUGAUCAAAAUCUUACAACGACUAAAUAGAAUCGAUCCGAAGAUCAUGCCGAUUGAAGUGCGCGAUACUCUGAAAACUUUUCUUCGUCCUGGAAAUCCGUAUGGGAACAAGCCGGCGCCAGCGGCGGUGGAUGAGAUGGGCCGGGCCCGUGGUCGAGGGAAGCGAAAGACAUCCUCGGCAGUGGUCCAUCUGGUUGAAGGAGAGGGAGACGUAAUGGUCAACGGAAAGACCUUGGUGGAAGCGUUCCCUCGCCUACAUGAUCGAGAGAGUGCUACAUGGCCUCUGAGAUGCACAUCAAGGCUGGACAAGUACAACGUGUGGGCUACCGUUCGCGGAGGAGGAGUUACUGGACAAGCCGAGGCCAUUACGUUGGCCGUGGCACGGGCAUUGUUGGUCCAUGAGCCUGGACUGAAGCCUGUUCUGCGUAAAGCCGGUGUUAUCACGGUGGAUGCGCGUCGUGUGGAGAGGAAGAAGCCUGGUCAUGUCAAGGCCCGCAAGAUGCCCACCUGGGUCAAGAGGUGA
Aspergillus nomiae NRRL 13137 is the source of this 900-nucleotide messenger RNA. RefSeq names its product mitochondrial 37S ribosomal protein uS9m. Gene Ontology annotation, cellular component: mitochondrial small ribosomal subunit; ribosome. The transcript has 2 exons. Bases 1 to 900 code for a protein of 299 amino acids. The record is from RefSeq and is a predicted model, not a curated record. Gene Ontology annotation, biological process: translation. NCBI's taxonomy places the organism in Eukaryota, Fungi, Ascomycota, Eurotiomycetes, Eurotiales, Aspergillaceae. Gene Ontology annotation, molecular function: structural constituent of ribosome; RNA binding.